This is a messenger RNA of Tuber melanosporum (Perigord truffle), 1221 nucleotides long. RefSeq lists its product as uncharacterized. The coding region runs from base 1 to 207 and encodes 68 amino acids. The record is from RefSeq and is a predicted model, not a curated record. The transcript has a single exon. Lineage: Eukaryota; Fungi; Ascomycota; Pezizomycetes; Pezizales; Tuberaceae.
AUGGAUCCAGAUCAGCACUAUUGGAAAAAAUGCCAGUGUAUUUCCCUAUUUAUCCAAGCCUCUUUAACAUGUGCAGUACAUCAUUUUUUUUUUUUGGAAGAAAGAUUUUAUCAUAUUUUCGAAAACAACAUAUUCCCUAAUACGCUAUCAUUACGAGCUAUGAAACACCUUCCGCUGCUAUCCACACUUUACCACGAUAGAAUAUGAUUGGCUGUCAUACAAACGAGACUCCAAAGUGUUGGAAUACACGGAUAUCAUACUGUAUUGAUACUAGUAUUGUGGAGGUUCACGAUACUUGGCGGUUGAGCUAGCAAACUAGCAUCAAGAGGUCUGUGUGAUUCUGGAUACGGACAGCCACAAUAGGGGUACUCGGGUAUAAAGCUACACCCCCAAGCACCAUAGUUAAUCAAGCAAUUCUUCUGCCGCAAUUCCUCUUCUACUUGUCGAUAUCUAUCUUUGGUUUACAACACAAAGGAUCCCACCUGAUAACGAGUGAUUCCCCAUGCCUAGACCAACGAUAAUCCCCGACCGCCCAAGUCCACUCGCCAAAACCGGGAGUCCGUCCACGGGGGCAUAAGCCGCUAGCCGAGGCACGGCAAUCGCUCUCCUCCCCCGGCAUCCCUGAGGACGGGAGGAUCACGUCGAUAAGCCGUCCGGGGACAUCAGAUAUCCCCAGAAACUGGUGUGUCCUCAGUUGUGCCGAGAAGGAAGUGUGCAAUCCUUGCCGCACAGCACGAGCAAGGUGCGUGCUGAAGGGUAUAAGCUUUCGAUCCUGGCGAGUAGUAUAAUGUUCCAAGGGCUCGCUCGGUCGAGUACCGCUCUGCCGGUUGCAAGGGCUCGUCCCCGCCUGUGGCGGGUAGGGAUGUAGUCUAUAGCUUGGAGCAGGAUUGCAUGUAUCGUAUCGUACCGUCUCGCAGCGGGCCCGUUCUGCGCUAUAGCACUUGAGGGAAGGUUAGGGUUAAGCUCUCCUGAGUGGUUCCUGAAGAGCAUGAUUCCCCCCGAUCCUCCUCCUGCCGUGCUUCACGGGUUGUUCGGUAGCCAUGAUGACUCAUUGUGAGGGGGUAGGUAGGUAGGUGGGUAGGUAGGUGGGUACUUACCUCGGUAGUAGGUGGAUUUGGGUUUUCUUUUUUUUGUAUAGGGAGUUGUGUUAUUGAACGUUGGGGAUGGUAGAGUAGAGAAAUUAUUAUAAAUGCUCAUCAAUGAAGUCUAACGUCGAAACUC